CCCCCGGGUUCACUUCCGGUGUUGUCGGGAAAGGGGGGUCCCCGUUCUUGGUACUGCUGCCGGAGGGAGGGUGGGAGUUGAGGUCUCAUGGAGCCGUAGCUGUGAGGAGUCCCCGGCCCGGGCCCGGUGUGGGAGCCGGGCGGAGGCCGGACACGGGAGCCGCCGGAGCCGGAGGAGAUGGACAAACUGACCAUCAUCUCAGGAUGCCUCUUUCUGGCCGCCGACAUCUUCGCCAUCGCGAGCCUGGCGAACCCGGACUGGAUCAACACUGGGGAGUCCGCGGGUGCACUCACAGUUGGCCUUGUGCGACAGUGUCAAACCAUCCAUGGACGUGACAGGACCUGUAUUCCUCCACGGCUGCCCCCUGAGUGGGUCACCACAUUAUUUUUCAUCAUUAUGGGAAUCAUUUCACUGACUGUCACGUGUGGUUUGCUAGUGGCUUCCCACUGGCGAAGAGAAGCUACUAAAUAUGCCCGCUGGAUAGCAUUCACUGGAAUGAUCCUAUUCUGCAUGGCAGCCCUAAUAUUUCCAAUAGGAUUUUACAUCAAUGAAGUUGGAGGUCAACCAUAUAAAUUGCCCAACAACACAGUGGUUGGGUCCUCGUAUGUACUGUUUGUCUUAUCCAUUUUCUUUACAAUAGUGGGACUUCUAUUUGCCGGCAAAGUUUGUUUACCUGGCUGAUGAAUAUCUGAACUUCAUGAGUUUGUUUCAGAGGAGAGCAAGAUAUCAGAGUUGCAUUCUCAGGAGAAAGCCUAGAGCAGACUAUCAAAUGCUUACUGAAAAGAGGAAUGCUUUGACUUGUUCUCACUAUGCACUUUGGAUUAAAAAAAGAGAGAGAGAGAGAGAGAGCCUUUCCCAUAACCAAAUACAGACAUCGUUGACUAAUCUCCUGAGCAUAUUAAUGCAGUCAGGUCUGCACUGUGAUAGGGACUAGUGAAGAAGAAUGCUUUACACUGAGAAGCAUAUUGCCCCAUGUUACUGUAUCUGUUUUUAACGUCUAACAAUUUGAAAAUCAAAAUAUUUAUGAACCUUGUGGUAGACCAGAGGGUUUCAAAGGAGUUCAAGUGAGGCUGGCCUCACAAUUUAGGAGAUUAGCAUUUUACAUCUUCCUUCGGAUGGGCAAAGUCUUUGGCACCAAAAUGAAUCCAUCUUGCAUUACUGCACCAAGAAGCCAAUAGAUCAAAAUAUAUUCUUUACAAUGUAUGUAACAACAAAAAUGACAUACAUCCCCCUUCAGCUGUAGAAAAACACUAAAACUUUUUUUUGGGGGGG
This is a messenger RNA of Gopherus flavomarginatus (Mexican gopher tortoise), 1272 nucleotides long. It is a transcript of the gene MOSMO, whose product is annotated as modulator of smoothened. Gene Ontology annotation, cellular component: Golgi apparatus; ciliary membrane. Gene Ontology annotation, biological process: negative regulation of smoothened signaling pathway. The coding region runs from base 178 to 681 and encodes 167 amino acids. The transcript is spliced from 3 exons. NCBI's taxonomy places the organism in Eukaryota, Metazoa, Chordata, Testudines, Testudinidae. The record is from RefSeq and is a predicted model, not a curated record.